ACAAUAUGUCCCACCUCGUUGAAAAAUUCCCUAUUGAUCUCAACCAAUUCAAGAAGAUUAAACUAGACCCCGCCCAGUCUGAACUGACUGAAGAACAACGCUCGGCGCUCAAGGCGAACACCCAGCUCUUGCGCGAUGCGAUUGUGUACUUUACGGCUACCGGCGCAGCGCGAGGCGUGAGCGGACACACAGGCGGUGCUUACGAUACAGUGCCUGAAGUGUGCAUCCUGCUCGCCCUGUUUGAGGGUAAUAAAGAUGCUUAUGUUCCCAUUCUCUUCGAUGAAGCUGGCCAUCGUGUUGCCACGCAGUACCUCCUCGCUGCGAUGGAGGGAUCAAUUCCGGCAGAACACCUCUUGAAUUAUCGUGCAGCCAACUCCAAACUUCCUGGUCAUCCUGAACUAGGGCUUACCCCUGGAAUCAAGUUUUCUUCGGGCCGUCUCGGUCACAUCUGGCCUCUGGUCAAUGGAGUCGCCAUGGCCCAUCGCGAUAAAACUGUGUUCUGCCUUGGAUCUGACGGGUCCCAGCAGGAAGGAAAUGAUGCUGAAGCUGCCCGCAUCGCUGUAGCUCAGCACCUGAAUGUCAAGCUCCUCAUUGACGACAAUGAUGUCACCAUCGCCGGCCAUCCUUCUCAGUACCUAAAGGGCUUCGACGUUGCCAAAACACUUGAAGGACAUGGCCUCAAGGUGGUCACUGUUGAUGGUGAAAACAUUGAUAGCUUGUGGGGAGGCGUCUCCUCGGUCCUCCAAUAUGAUGGACCUGCUGCAGUCGUGAUCAAACGUGUCAUGGCACCUGGAAUUCCUGACAUCGAAGGAAGCACUCAUGGACACGAUGUUAUACCCGUCAAUGCCGCUGUCAAGUACUUCGAGAGUCGGGGGCUUAAAUCAUUAACCGGACUCUAUGACGGUAUCAGGCCCGUUCCAAACCCAUACCUGUAUAUCGGGUCGACUAAAGAAGUUGGCGCCAAUCGAGUUUUGUUCGGUGAAGCCGUAAACAUGGUUCUUGAUACCAUGUCUAAAGAAGAAGCUGCGUCCAAGGUUAUGGUCAUCGAUUCCGAUCUCGAGGGCUCUACUGGUCUUAAAUCCAUCCAUCAAAAGCACCCCGAAGUCUUCGUCCCAUCUGGUAUCAUGGAACGAAGCAACUUCUCGGCCGCUGCUGGUUUCGGCUUUGCACCAGACAAAUUUGGCGUGUUCUCCACUUUCUCUGCGUUCCUCGAAAUGGUGCUCUCGGAAAUUACAAUGGCCCGCUUGAACAAUUGCAACGUGUUGUGUCACUUCUCUCAUUCUGGUGUUGAUGAGGCUGAUAAUACUUGCCACUUUGGAAUCAACAACAUGUUCGCCGAUAAUGGCUUGUCAGAUGUACAGUCCUUCUUGUACUUCCCUGCUGACCCUGCCCAGAUGGUUGCUAUCGUCAAGAGGGUAUUCUUUGAACGUGGGAUGCGAUUCGUCUUUUCGACCCGGGCCAAAGUACCCUGGAUCUUGAGGGAAGACGGGACCAGGUUCUUCGAAGGAGACUACGAAUUUGUUCCCGGAAAGGACGAGAUCAUCGUAGAAGGCAAGGCCGGAUAUGUUGUCUCCUUUGGCGAAAUGCUCUAUCGGUCCUGGGACGCCGUCUUGCGUUGUAGGCAGGAAGGCUUGGAUGUGGGCUUGGUCAAUAAACCAUCCCUCAACGUCGUAGAUGAACAGACCAUUAGGAAGAUUGGUUCCAGCCCAUUCGUACUCGUGGUUGAAUCCUUCAAUCAGAAGACUGGUCUGGGCUCCAAAUUUGGCACGUGGCUCUUAGAGCGGCAGCUUACUCCAAAAUAUGGAUAUAUGGGUACCACUAAAGAAGGCUGCGGGGGACUUUGGGAGCAAAUCCCUUAUCAGAAUCUGGACCCUCAAUCGAUCAUUUCCAAGAUCAAGCAACUCACACAAUAAGUGGUGUCAGACGUGUCAUGCUCAGGAACGUAGCGCUAUCUUUAACUGGAAGAUUACGAGAGCCAUCGUAGAGAAGUGGGAAGAAAUGAACAUGUACAGUAUUGUGAAAAAGUUGUGGUUCUGACUGCAAUCGCCUCGUC
Molecule: messenger RNA, 2053 nt
Organism: Coprinopsis cinerea okayama7#130
Lineage: Eukaryota; Fungi; Basidiomycota; Agaricomycetes; Agaricales; Psathyrellaceae
Product: transketolase
Exons: 14
Coding region: 6-1913 (635 amino acids)
Molecular function (GO): catalytic activity
Source: RefSeq, a predicted model, not a curated record